GCUCCAUGGCUGGUUGGAGCUUUCCGAGGGGGGAGACGCCAGCGAGGGCUCCGUUGCCUGCUGGAUCGCGACGCUGCACCUGCUGGAGGAAGAUGAGCUGCCCUGGUACGGCCCGUCCUUCGGCGAGGAGCCGGAGGCCCUGGGCCAAAUCAAGGUCGAGCUCCUCCCGGGUCGUCGGCUGCAGACGAGCAUCCGCAUCGAAGAUGAGGAUGACGACUGGCAGUCUCCCACGCCCUUCCGGCGCCGCGCCACCGAGGAGAUCGCCGCCUCCACCGCGGCGGCGGAGAACGCGGCCGCAGGUGGUGCAUUUGUUUUUGGCGGCGGCCGCUGA
Symbiodinium sp. CCMP2456 is the source of this 331-nucleotide messenger RNA. The record is from the annotation of a GenBank genome assembly. Lineage: Eukaryota; Dinophyceae; Suessiales; Symbiodiniaceae.